GUGCGUGAUACCGGUAUGGUAGCAAGGCACGUUAUCGUAACUACUUUAUUGUACAUUCGUGAAUUUUCUGAAUAUGUGGAGAACAAGUUUUUUAAACCGUUGAAGUCGGCGUGUAAUGAGGUCAGGUUCUUACGCUGACAAACGUUACGAUACCACCGUAGUUGGUAAUGUACUAACUAGCUUACUUGUAUCUUCAAAUAUCUUAGUAUGCUAGCACUCAAACCUAGGAUGUACAUAGUAAGUGUAUUUUUAGACAGCUAGCUAUGGUAAUAUGUGAUAAGAGAGAAAAGAUUAUCAAAUAACCGGCUGUGUUGUAGCUAGCCAAGUCAGUAAACGAUAGUCAGAUUGACACCAUCAUACCAUAAUUCAUGCAAGUUCUACUGUGAUUUUAUUGUAAUAAAUCACUCAUCUUUUUGGUAGCUGGUUGUCAUGGUAAGAUUUAUACAGUUAGCUAGCUAGCUAGCUAGCAAUCUAUAACUAGCAAGCCAAGUACAAGUUGUCUCUCCUCGAGUUCCAAAAAUAGAGCCAACCGUGACAUGGUAAGACAGGUAGACGAUCUCUCCUAAGUCAGGUAAUUUGUCUGUUGUUCAGGCGAGCGUUAAUUGUGCUGAAUUUAUUAUAUAUUCAAAUAAAUCUAUCGGCAGCAAGCCAUGUCAGACAGCGAAAAAGGAAGUGAUAAUGCACGCUGUUCUGAAAGCGCCGAAAACUCAAACGACACGCCGGACGGCCGACUUGGAGCUCAGGCGGAUUCUCUCACACAACAGGAUGGAGAUCUGCGGCUGUCUAUUCCGACGGAGCUGUCAGUCCAGCAAAGAAAACUUAUCCUUCACCUCGACCUCAACAGCACUAUUUUGGUGUCUGACGCUGUGACAAAUCAAGGAACUAUUGCUGCUUUGGACUACUUUAUCUCUACUGUAACUUGGGGCCGAGUGAACAAGCAAGGGAAAUGGGAGUGGCUGAGCGACUCGCCCUCUCUUCAGCCGCCAUGCGAGGGCGCUGUGAGUUACUACUCCCAGUUUGGCCGGGUGCCGGGCUUCACCAGCUCCCCGGUGGGGCGGCGCUUCAAGGGCGUGCUGGAGGAGCACCUGGCGCUGCUGCGGUGGCCGGCCGGUCAGCAGGAGGACCGGGAGCUGGCGGUGAGGGGGGAGGACGGGAAGCUGUACCACUGGAUCCUGCCCUCGUUCUUCCAGCUGCUGCAGGACCUGGUGUCGCAGGGGCGGGACUUCGCCAUCCUCUUCCGUACCUUCGGGACGGAUCUCCCCCGCGUGCUGGGCACCGUGCACCGCGCCCUCAGCCAGGGCUCGCACCCGCUGUUCCCCAACCUCCCUGCACUCAAGCUGAGUGUCAACCUGACCCCCGGUCGGAUUCGCUGCAGCAAGAAGGGAACGGUCCUGACGCGGGCUGACGAGCAUGUGUCGACCCGGGACGGGGAACGAAGCCUGUACCAGUUUUUAAGCGCUGUCCAGGGCCUGGGGGGAUUCCAGGACCAUUUCGACUGGUGGGCCCGUAACACUUACUCCAUCAUGGGAGGGAAGCCGCUGUGGAUUGACCCCUUUGACCCCAAUGUGCAGCAUAUCUUCAUUGAUGACAACAUCCGCCAAAACGACAAGGACACCAUCGUCCACCCUAAGGUGUUCUUGGACCCAAACGGCACGCAGACUCGCACAGCCUCUACCUCAGAGCUCUAUGACAUCUGCCUGGUGCAGAAUGACCUCCUCAGGGCCAUCUCGGACCUGAGCUACUUCACUCAACGCGUGCAGAUCUGCCAGGAGAACUAUGAAAGAAACCUCCAGCAGGGGGCAUGCUAGAGCCCAGCCCUGCAGAGCUAUAGUUUGGUGAACUAUGGAUGCAAUUAUGCAUAUCACCACAGCAGCACCAUGCCGUAAAGGCAUGCACGACAUAAUGUGUACA
This is a messenger RNA of Megalops cyprinoides (Indo-Pacific tarpon), 1911 nucleotides long. RefSeq lists its product as uncharacterized. NCBI's taxonomy places the organism in Eukaryota, Metazoa, Chordata, Actinopteri, Elopiformes, Megalopidae. The coding region runs from base 651 to 1808 and encodes 385 amino acids. The record is from RefSeq and is a predicted model, not a curated record. The transcript is spliced from 5 exons.